Messenger RNA from Anoplophora glabripennis (Asian longhorned beetle), 1865 nucleotides. RefSeq names its product probable ATP-dependent RNA helicase DDX52 (gene ais). NCBI's taxonomy places the organism in Eukaryota, Metazoa, Arthropoda, Insecta, Coleoptera, Cerambycidae. Bases 196 to 1800 code for a protein of 534 amino acids. The transcript is spliced from 9 exons. The record is from RefSeq and is a predicted model, not a curated record. Gene Ontology annotation, biological process: maturation of SSU-rRNA. Gene Ontology annotation, molecular function: RNA helicase activity; nucleic acid binding; ATP binding.
CUCCAUGAUCUUAACCUACAAUAUUUUGGUGGAAAAUAAUCGUUCGAAAAUGGAGCACAAGUUACUUUACCUUAAUAACUAGUAAUUCGUAAUUAUUUAUCUACAGACAGUAGACAGCAUUUUAUAAUAUACGUAGCAAAUGUGUAUUUAAUAAACGAUACGUGAGUUUAAAAUAGAAAGCAUAAAACGUGAAAUAUGGAUGCAUAUGAUAUUUUUAAAAAAUUGACAAGGGGAGCUAAAUUUUCAAAGAAAAGUAAUGUCAAGUUAGAAAAGAAGCAAUUAAAUGAAGAUAUUAAAAUAAAAGUUGAGAAAGAGGAAGAAACAUGCAAAAAAUCCAAUACGUUAUCCAGAAAGGAACAAAAUCCUAUUACACUAUUAAGCGGUUUAAAUCCUACAGAGAAAAAAGGUAAAAAACGAAAGAAUGACGCUCAUCAUAGUGAACAAAAAACGAAAAUAUUGAAGAUAGAAGAGAUAAACCAUUACCGAAACAUAAAUAAUAUUAAUGUUGUUGGCCGACAUGUACCAGAACCCGCAAAAUCAUUUGAUGAAUUCAAAGUUGAUGAAGACAUUAUUGAGAACUUGAAGAAGUGUGGUUAUGAGGAACCUACACCUAUUCAGAAACAAGCAGUACCCUUAAUGUUGGAGGGAAGACAAAUUUUAGGAUGUGCCCCAACAGGUUCAGGUAAAACAGCCGCGUUUCUCGUGCCCAUAAUUCAGACUUUAAAUGGACCACGGCGAGAAGGAUUUAGAGCUCUAAUUUUAUGUCCGACUCGAGAGCUUGCUAAACAGACCCAAAGAGAAUGUGUCAGAUUAUCCGAAGGCAGAGGCUUUCGGAUACACGUUAUCAGUAAAAUAAAACAAGCAUUGACCCAGUAUGGGCCGAAGAGUUCAAAGAAAUUUGACAUCCUUAUAACCACACCAAAUAGAAUAUGCUACUUGUCGAAACAAGAUCCUCCUGCUAUAUCAUUGACUAAUAUUCAGUGGUUAGUAAUCGACGAAGCAGAUAAGUUAUUUGAAUCGGGAAAUAGAGGAUUUUGGGAUCAAUUGAGUGAGAUUCUGACAGCUUGUAAUGGAGAAAAUCGCAAAAUAGCAAUGUUCAGUGCUACUUAUACACCAGCAGUAGCCAAGUGGUGUGUUCACAAUAUGAAAGGUUUAGUUAGAGUUACUGUAGGGCAAAGAAACUCCGCUACUGACUUAGUGGAUCAAGAAUUACUUUUUGUUGGGAAUGAACAGGGAAAAUUGUUAGCUCUACGAGACAUUAUAAGGGCUGGGAUAAGUCCCCCUGUUCUUAUAUUUGUACAGAGUAAGGAAAGGGCACAACAGUUAUUUAAUGAACUUAUCUAUGAUGGAAUUAACGUUGAUGCUAUUCACGCCGAUAGAACUCAGUUGCAGCGAGAUAAUACAGUCAGAAGUUUCCGAGAAGGUCAAAUUUGGGUUUUGAUAUGCACUGAACUCAUGGCCCGUGGUGUUGACUUUAAAGGUGUGAAUUUAGUGAUAAACUACGACUAUCCUUCGUCUGCUAUAUCCUACAUCCAUAGGAUAGGCAGAGCUGGCCGUGCAGGAAGAAGAGGAAAGGCAGUUACUUUUUUUACAACAGGGGAUACGGUUAACCUUAGAAGUAUUGCUCAUGUGUUGAAACAAUCUGGGUGUAAAGUGCCUCCUUAUAUGUUGACGAUGAAAAAGAAAAGCAGGAAGGAAAGGAAACAGUUAGAAAAAAGUGCUCCUAAGAGGGACGAAAUAAUCACUAAGCCCAUAUAUGAAAGAAAAAAGUGGAAAAGACAUAAAAAGAAAAAAGAAUAAUUUUUUUUAAAUCGUUUUAUAAUAAAUACGUAUUAUGAUAUGCUUUGAAGUCUUUUGUUACUGAU